GUUUUAGUUUAGUUUGUCUUUAUUGACUCAAAAUGCUGAGUCAAAUUAGGCACAAGAACAAAACGCCCAAACCCGGCAGGGAGGAGGCCAAUGAUAUUAUCGAAAGAGAGAAAGAAACCAUAGAGGGGCAUUUUUGAUAUUUUAGCCCCAUAUCGAACUUCAGUUCAGUUCAGUUCAGUUCAGUUCAGAAAAAAAACCUUCAGUUCAGUUCGAUCGGACUAAGCCACUUUGUACGUCACGCGCCACUUUCCUUGCUGAGCGAGUGUACUUGCCGAUUUUCCGGAAACUCCCCCGCGACUCUCCGAUCAGAUAUGGAUGAAGUUUCUCUGAACACGGAGCCAGCGGGCGAUGAUGAUGCUGAUGAAUUUGAGAUUGAAGGAGACUGUGCAAUGACAGAUUUUAUCAGUCAAACUGGCAUUAUUCAAGGCGAGAACCCUCUCCCUCCUGUUGUUGGAAUGGAAUUUGAUUCUUACGAGGAUGUGUAUUACUUCUACAAUUGCUAUGCCAAGCAACAGGGAUUCGGGGUUAGGGUAAGCAAUACGUGGUAUAGAAAGAGCAAGGAAAGAUACAGAGGAAAACUUAGCUGCAGUAGCGCAGGUUUCAAAAAGAAGAGUGAAGCAAAUCGCCCAAGGCCAGAAACUAGAACCGGUUGUCCAGCAAUGAUAAAGUUUAGGUUAAUGGACUCGAACAGGUGGAGAGUUAUUGAAGUUGAGCUUGAGCACAACCAUUUGAUUAGUCCAGCAAGUGGAAAAUUUUAUAAAUCUCACAAGAGCGUAGGUGUGGGAACUAAAAGAGCGUUGCAGUUAGAUACUGCUGAAGAAGUGCAAAAGAUCAGGCUAUUUCGAACAGUGAUCAUUGAUUCUGAGGGUAAUGGAAGCAUAGAUGUUGAUGAAGGAGAAUCUGGGAAUAGAGUUGACUACUCCAAUCAAUUGAAGCUUAAAGAAGGAGAUGCCCAAGCAGUUCAGAAUUACUUUUCUCGCUUGCAGUUAAUGGAUCCAAACUUCUUUUAUGUGGUGGAUCUAAAUGAGAAAGGAUGCUUGAGAAAUUUGUUCUGGGCUGAUGCGAGGACAAGGGUUGCUUACAGUUAUUUCUGUGAUAUAGUUGCCAUUGACGCUACAUGCUUGGAAAACAAGUUUGAAGUCCCGCUGGUGUCAUUUAUUGGAGUAAAUCAUCACGGACAAUCUGUGCUGCUAGGCUGUGGUUUACUUGCAAGUGAGACAGUUGAAUCCUAUACAUGGUUGUUUAGAGCUUGGCUCACAUGCAUACUGGGACGCCCUCCUCAAGCGAUCAUUACUAGUCAAUGCAGAACAUUGCAAACUGCCAUUUCUGAUGUUUUCCCGAGAGCUUCUCAUUGUCUUUGCUUAUCACAUAUAAUGCAAAAAUUUCCAGAAAAUUUGGGAGGAUUGUUCGAGUAUGAAGCAAUUAAAGAAUCUUUUAGUAGAGCAGUUUACUACUCUCUGAGGGUGGAGGAAUUUGAAGCAGCUUGGGAGGAUAUGGUCCAGCGCCAUGGAAUUAGAGAUCAUAAAUGGCUUCAAGCAUUAUUCGACGAUCGGAAGCGGUGGGUUCCAGUAUAUUUGAAGGAUAUAUUUUUGGCAGGGAUGUCCCCUGUGCAACCAAGUGAGGUUGUCUCUUCAUACUUCAAAGAAUUUCUUCAUAAAGAUACUCCUUUAAAGGAAUUUUUAGAUAAGUAUGAUCAAGCUCUGCAAACGCAUCAUCGGCUGGAAGCCUUGGCAGAUUUGGAUUCAAGAAAUUCGAGUUAUAUGUUGAAGUCAGGAUGCUAUUUUGAGUUGCAACUCUCCAAAGUGUACACUAAUGACAUUCUUAGGAAGUUUGAAUCGGAGGUAGAAGGAAUGUACUCUUGUUUCAGCACUAGUCAGUUAAAUCCUGAUGGGCCAGUCAUAACACACAUAGUGAAGGAACAAACUGAAGUUGAUGGAAAUAGGAGAGAGGUGAGAGACUAUGAGGUUUUGUAUAAUCCAUCUGAGAUGGAGGUCCUUUGCAUCUGUGGCAUGUUCAACUUGAGGGGAUAUUUGUGCAGGCACGCACUAUCAGUCCUUAACCAAAAUGGCGUGGAGGAGAUCCCGGCUCAAUACGUCCUUUCGCGAUGGAGAAAGGAUAUUGAACGCAAUUACAUUUUUGAUCAUAGCUGCAGUGGCAUUGACAUUAAUAACCCUGUUCACAGGUAUGACCAUUUGUAUAAAUGCAUUGUGCAAGUUGUGGAAGAAGGGAGGAAAUCACAAGACCGAUACAAGGUUGCAUUUGGGGCUUUGGAUGAGAUAUUGAAUAAGCUUUGUCUUACAGAGGAUCCUGCCCUGUAAGUGAGAAAUUAUGUACAGAAUGAAUGGUGUAACACAUAACAUUAAGGCACCACCUCUUUGUAGCUGGAAAUUUAUGUACAAUUUCUGUGUCAUUUUUCUCGCAUUUUAUUUGUUUGGUAGAAGCUAAAUGGAACCGAAAGAAUAUGACAUGGAAAACACAAAUC
Molecule: messenger RNA, 2482 nt
Organism: Prunus persica (peach)
Lineage: Eukaryota; Viridiplantae; Streptophyta; Magnoliopsida; Rosales; Rosaceae
Product: protein FAR1-RELATED SEQUENCE 6
Exons: 2
Coding region: 312-2318 (668 amino acids)
Biological process (GO): regulation of DNA-templated transcription
Molecular function (GO): zinc ion binding
Source: RefSeq, a predicted model, not a curated record